Messenger RNA from Talaromyces amestolkiae, 543 nucleotides. RefSeq lists its product as uncharacterized. Lineage: Eukaryota; Fungi; Ascomycota; Eurotiomycetes; Eurotiales; Trichocomaceae. The transcript has a single exon. Gene Ontology annotation, molecular function: protein binding. Bases 1 to 543 code for a protein of 180 amino acids. The record is from RefSeq and is a predicted model, not a curated record.
AUGGCUCCCGUCGCAGAGCAGGACAUCGCCCCACCAAACAUAUAUUCGGUCAAAUCCUGGCCCAAACCAACCCACCCAGGGCUGAUACAGGUCGUCCGCAGCGACAAACCAUUCGGCUCAGGCGCCGUUUCGCUCGUCUCGCUGCCAGCCGGCGCUGUAUUCGCGCAUAUUGAACCCGACGUCAUCAGCGUCGUUCCCGAGCAGCGCUACACAACCGUGCAGGUUGACCGCAACGCGCACAUCGAGCUCAAUUCCGACCUUGUUUAUUGCAAUCACUCAUGCGACCCGUCAGUCGUGUUUGAUAUGCAUAGAAACGAGGUGCGCGUGGUGGAAGGCCGUCCCUUAAAGAGCGGUGACGCCCUAACGUUUUUCUACCCGUCAACGGAAUGGCAUAUGGAUCAACCGUUCGAGUGCACAUGUGGGAGUUCUAAAUGCAAAGGAAGGAUCGAUGGCGCGGCGAAUAUGCAGAGGAGCCAGCUAGAAGAGUAUUGGUUGAAUGACCAUAUUGUGCAGUUACUGAAAGAGAGGGAUGAUGUGAAUUGA